Apus apus (common swift) is the source of this 2853-nucleotide messenger RNA. It is a transcript of the gene ANGPTL4, whose product is annotated as angiopoietin like 4. The transcript has 7 exons. Gene Ontology annotation, biological process: triglyceride homeostasis. Gene Ontology annotation, molecular function: enzyme inhibitor activity. The record is from RefSeq and is a predicted model, not a curated record. The coding region runs from base 10 to 1443 and encodes 477 amino acids. NCBI's taxonomy places the organism in Eukaryota, Metazoa, Chordata, Aves, Apodiformes, Apodidae.
CUGGGAGCGAUGAGGCUGGCGGGGGCAGCGCUGCUGCUGUGCGCUGCGGCGGCGGCCGGGGCACCGGCACCGGCACCGGGACCCGCAGCGGGGCGGCCCGGGGCCGAGCGGCGGGUGGCGGGCAAGGAGCGCAGGGCGCAUUUCGCCUCCUGGGACGAGGUGAACGUGAUCGCCCAUGGGCUGCUGCAGCUCGGGCACGGCCUGAAGGAGCACGUGGACCGCACCAAGGGGCAGAUGCGGGAGCUCGGCAGCCGCCUCAGCGCCCACAACAGCUCCCUGGGGCGGCUGCUGCGGCAGGCGCGGGAGGCGCAGGAGCGGGGACAGCGGCUGCGGGACAACGUGCGGGAGCUGGAGGGCCGCGGCCGGCAGCUCCUCAACCUCUCUGACGCUCUGCGGCAGCGCCUGGAGGAGGUGGCGGCCGACAAAGCCGAGAUCCAGGGGCGGCUGGAGCAGCUGGAGGGCCGUGUCCGGCAGGCGCUGCAGGCGCGGCCGAGCGGGAACCAGAGCGCCAGGGACCUGGGAGCGCUGCAGUCCCUAAUGGAUGCACAGAACUUGCGAAUUGAGGAGCUCUUGCAGAAGGUGAAGCAGCAGCAGUACAAGCUGGACAAGCAGAAUCUGCAGAUUAAAAGCCUGCAAAGCAAGGUCAAUCUACUCAUCCCCUUACACCUGAAGGACAACAAAACGCAGUCUCUGAAGUGGAAGAUAAACCCGAAGAAAAGCCUCAGCUUCACCAACCAGAGCCAGAAUGCUAGUGGGGAGCCCAUGCUGACACAGAAGCUCCCAGAAGAUUGCCACCAGCUCUUCCUAGCUGGGCAGCAAAGCAGUGGUGUUUUCCAGGUGCAGCCUGCAGGGUCUCAGCCCUUCAAAGUCUACUGCAACAUGACCACAGAGGGUGGCUGGACAGUGAUCCAGAGACGCACAGAUGGCUCUGUGGACUUUGACCAGCUCUGGGAUGCCUAUAAGAAUGGCUUUGGAGACCUUCAUGGUGACUUCUGGCUGGGCCUGGAGAAGAUAUAUCAGCUUGUCCAAGAGGGAAGAUACGAUCUCCUGAUUGAGCUGGAAGACUGGGAGGGAAAUUCCCAGGUGGUUCAGUUUGUCUUUAGCCUUGGUGGUGAGAGCACAGCCUACACACUUAACCUGCUGGGACCUCUGUCUGGAGAGCUGGAAAACGCCAUGGGGGACUUCAGGCAGCUGCCCUUCUCCACUCGGGAUCGUGACCACGACCUCAAGGCUGACACAAACUGUGCCAAACACCUCUCAGGUGGCUGGUGGUUCAGCACCUGUGGCCAUGCCAACCUGAACGGGAAGUACUUCCGCUCCAUCCCCCGCCAGAGGCACGAGCGCAAGCAGGGCAUCUUCUGGAAGACAUGGAAGGGCAGGUAUUACCCCCUGAAGUCAACCACCAUGAAAAUCCAACCUGCAGCAGUGGAAGCAGAGCGCUAAAGCUGCCACUUGAGACUUGACCUUCUCUGUGGAGCACUGACCUCAGCUCCAUUACUUGGUGUUUACAGAAAACAACCCCCCCCUCCCCGGGAAGUCCCUGAGGAGGCUUCCCUUGCUUAGCAGCCCUUCAGGGCAUGACAACUCCUUGCUAUAAGUAAAACAGCUCCAUGUUGUUGAUACCCCUGGAUGGGAGCUCCCUAACAAGAAGAGGAGCCACCAGCAGGGACAUGCACCUCCAGAGCAUGCACAAAGGUCUUCCAACCUGCCACAUGUUGCGGCAAGUUCAAGUUGUCUGGUGCUUUCUGUCCUGUCUGAACACUUCUGUGUGGGUUUUGGUGAGCUGGGACUGGGGGAAGGGGGGCACAUGAAGUGUUUUGGCACCCUGGAGCCAAGCAUUUGGUUUGGAGCCUCUCUGUAUCCUGUCUUCCGCUGCUGUUCCCAGAUGUCUUGUGUACUCUCCUGUGAAAGCCCUAGAGCUUCCUUCUCCUGUGGGGGCCUUGGGGCCAUGAACCUUGGGCAGCUCCAUCUGUGCAGCCCUUGCUCCAGGGCCUUCAUCCCGCUGGGAAUAUGGGCUGUGGUGGAAAGGCUGAAGGACACCCUGUGUGGAAGGGGACCUCAGGCUGACUUAGCUUCCCUGGCCCCCGUGGCUUUGGAGCCCUGUAUUUCUGGCUGUGCUGGAAUUUGCUGGGCUUCCAGCUCCAGGAGGUGAUGGGUGGGAUCUUGCAGCUGGUUGCAUGAGGGCUGAAUCCUGGAGGGCUGAGUUAAGCUCUGCCUGGAGUUUGCCAGCCUGGUUAGGAUGGGCAGUACGACAGCACAGGGGCAGAGCAGUGACUGUCCUGGGCAGGACCAGCCCUGCUGUCACCUGUGAGUCCCCUAGAGCUGGGAAGCUUGCUUCUCCCAGCAGACACCCAGUACUUCAGCAUGAGUAGCAUUGUCCCACUAGUGCCCCAGACCUUGCUCCAAAGGCCCAGCAGGUUUCUCUGCAAAAGCCACCCCAGCCUCCCUGGGUGCCCACCCUGAUGUACAGCAUCACCUCUGCCUUUGGGGUGGGUGUCUGGGGGAGGUGGGCAAAGCAGGUCCCCAAUAACUGUUCUUAACCAAGCUGCCACCUUGGGGCUUCCCAAGCAUCCUGCCCUAUUGAAGUCAUAUUGACUCCUGUGCUAGAGCUCCUAGCUGCUAAAUAUUGUAAAUAGUCAUUUGUAGGAUGGUGGAUCUUGUUGAUGAAUUUCCUGUUUUAAUUUGUUUCCAUAUUUAAAUGCAGUGUUAAUAACAAAGUGGUGUAAUUUAUAUAUGUUGAUGCUGGGAAAAAAAAAAAAAGGCAACUGUAGUUUGUGUAUUUUAAACUUUUUUUUUUGGUACUAAAAUAUCUUUUCUGAAGAUGUCUUUUAAUAAAAAGAAGCCUGUAACUGU